Messenger RNA from Schistosoma turkestanicum, 981 nucleotides. NCBI's taxonomy places the organism in Eukaryota, Metazoa, Platyhelminthes, Trematoda, Strigeidida, Schistosomatidae. The record is from the annotation of a GenBank genome assembly.
AAAUAAAAAUUGAUGUACAUAUGGAUGUUGAACUGUGAAUCGAUAAAAUAUUCUCAAGUUACUCUGAAUAAGUCACUGAUUUGACAAGCAUUUCUGUUUCAGAACACCAUCGUCAGCAGUCAACUAAACAUUUCUUUACAGGAAUGAUAAUGUAAUCUGAAUUAUGAAUAACUCUCAGACAGAAAUAUUCUAUUUCUGUUUUAUUUCAUUUUCAUUAACAUCUUUGUAUCAUCUUAUUCACGUAGAUAUUAUUGAUUCGGUGAAUGGAUAUAUUAGAAAAUACAAUGAAAUAGACCUUAAGAAACUUAGAAGAUGGACAACUUGCGUCAAGAAAAGAGAUCAGAAUAUGAAAGAAAAGAUAAAAAUUUACACACAGAAGGUUUGUAAAGAUCUAGCACCGAAGAAUGUUCCAGGUAUAAAUGAAGCGUUUCUGGACACAAUAUACGCAAAAGAAGAUUCAAUUUUUAACUAUAAUUCAAUGUUGGUUGAAUAUCAACUACUUUUCGAAAUAGUUGAAGAAAUGAAGAAAGAGAAGUAAUCAGGAAGUUGUAUCAACAAACCUAUGCACAAAUUACUCAACACUACUGUAUCAAAUUUUCAAAGAUAGGCAUUCGUAAACAAUAUCAUUGUUUUUCAUUUUAUUGCUUCAUACAUUUGAACAACAUUUUUUAUCUUGAUGAAUGGAUACAAAGUUCAUAUCGUGGACAAUGCGCUCACACAUAUACUUUUGUUGCCAUUUUAUUCAUCAUAAGUUAUUCAUGAUCUGUAACAUUUUUCUAUACUACAUUAUUUCGGAUUGCAUGAUUUUUUGUUUGAUUUCAGGUAAUACUCAAAUUAAAUGGGAUAAAACUUCAGCAAUACUGAUAAACAAAUACUUUUCUUUUCAUUAUAUUUUUGUUAUAUUUUGUGUUUGCUAUUUUUGCGAUAUUUAACAUUAAUUAAUGUCUUAAAAUAAAAAUAAACUAAUUGUUCAUUAUAAAC